Cherax quadricarinatus is the source of this 3434-nucleotide messenger RNA. The record is from RefSeq and is a predicted model, not a curated record. Lineage: Eukaryota; Metazoa; Arthropoda; Malacostraca; Decapoda; Parastacidae.
ACACACACACACAUUAAUUGACUAAGUAAUUAAUUUGUUUUUGUUUUUCCACAGAUAAAAUCUCGACGUCACACGUAAUGGAAAUCAACACAUCGUAUGCUGCACCCUUGGUCAAGAAAGAGGUGAGCAGCCCACCACUGGGGUCACCACACCUAGGGUCGCCACACCUGGGGUCACCACACCUGGGAUCCCCACACCUGCCUCCCUGCUCCACGGGGGACCUCGCCUCAGACAUGGCUAAUGAGGCAGUCGUUCCAGACUCGUCGUUCCAACAGCGCAUCCUGCAGCUCAAACAACAGCAGCAGAUUCAGCAGCAGUUGCUGUUACACCAGUACCAGCAGCAGCAGCAGCAGCUGGCUGAGCAACACGAGAAGCAGCUGCAGCAACACAUCAAGCUGCAACAGAGCCUGCUCUACCACCAGUUCCAACACGAGCACCAGCGACUUCUCCAGCAACAGCAAAAUGAACUACACACCCACCUCAAGCAGCAGUACCUGGAACAACAGAAUCAACGAGCAGAGGAGGAGCGGCUGGAGAAGCAGCGCAAGGAGAUAGAGAGACUGGAAGCACUCAAGAAGAAAGACAAGCACGAGCAGUCUGCCGUCGCCUCCUCCGAGGUCAAGCAAAGACUCCAGGAGGUCAUACUACAGAAGAAACAGCGAGAGGCAGCAGCGACGGGGGCGGCAGCGGCGGCGGGAACUGCUGCUGGCACCUCCAACCUGCGUAACUGGACUCCCGGCAACGUACUCGGCAAGUUCGAGGACGACUUCCCACUUCGCAAGACAGCCUCCGAGCCAAACAUUUGCUUGAAGGCUCGACACAAGCAGCGGAUGGGCACGGAGCGUCGUCCUUCACCCCUGGUGCGUCGCAAGGACCGUCUACCUGGCUCCCUCAAGCGUCGCCCUCCUUACAGUACUGUGGAGAGUGGGUCGACUCCAGACAGCGGGCAGAGUUCUCCGCCCAACGGUCUACCAGCGUCCAGAUCCUCGUCAGGCUCUACACCCAUCCAUGAGGAGGGGGGCGGGUCCCCCUACGGUGCCCAUGGUGGUGGAGGCCAGGGAUCUUGCUCAGAUCUUACCGUUUACUCCUCUCUCCCUAACAUCUCCAUGGGCCGCCCUCCACAUUCCACACAACCUGAAGGGAUGAAGCUACCCAUAGUAUCCGAGGCAGACAUGCGUGCUGCCUUCACUGCUCAUGUUGGCAUGCCUCUUACCAGUCAUGUCUUAUCUUCCACGCUACCAUACUACCCCACACUGCCAGUGAUUGAUGGAGAAGGCUAUGGCCCAGCUGCGAGCAGCAUGGGCCGGCAACAGCAGGUCACUGCCAUGGACACCAGUUCUGGCGGUGGCAUCAUGCGGGGUGGCAUUUAUCACCCAAAUGCUGUGCCCAACAUGAAUGACACACAGGUUCGACCCGGCCGACCCCUUCAGAGACCAUUGAGCAGAACACAUUCAUCACCACUUCCCUUAGGUCACCCAGUGCUGCAGGGUCAGCCUCCAACGUUCCUGCCUCAUGGUCAUCCUUCCGCCCACCAGUAUGAUCCCAAGCAUGCUCUGGAUCACCAUCUUCUCAAACAGCACAUUCGGCAGACAGUAUUGACACGUUCAGGAAGCAAGAACCAUGUUGAAAAUGUUGCUGAAGAAACAGAAGCAGCGGUGGCUCAAGCUAUUGCAACUGACAAAACCCCUGAGGAGGAGGAGGAGGAGGCACUGCAUGAAGAAGAACCAGAGGUUAUAGAUCUGACUGAAAGGAAAAUAGAUGAAAGCCUAUUGGGCCAGCAUCGAGACUGCACAUUAUUUCUUCAGAGCCAAAGAGAACUACUCACAGCAAAACCCCCGCCAUUACACUCCACCACCAAUUCAGCCUUCACACCUCGUUCAGGUAGUCACAUAGCUCGGCCUCUUUCUCGAGCUCUCAGUUCUCCACUUGUUACCCUCUCACCACAAGGAUCACCACAGGAACCUAUAAAUAUAAAUAAGCAGGGAGCAACAACGGGUUUUGCCUACGACAAUGUGAUGCUGAAACACCAAUGUAUCUGCGGUGAUAACUCUCACCAUCCUGAACAUGGAGGUCGCCUACAGUCAAUAAUGGCCAGAUUGCAAGAGACAGGGUUAAUUCAUCGCUGCCAUAGACUAAGGACAAGAAAAGCUUCUUUAGAAGAAAUUCAGUCAUGCCACAGUGAGGCACACACACUCUUGUUUGGAACCAACCCAUGGAACCGGCAAAGAUUAGACACGAGUAAAUUUUCUGAAUUGCCCAUCAAAAGUUUUGUACGGCUACAUUGUGGUGGUGUUGGCGUUGACUCAGACACAACGUGGAAUGACAUGCAUACGUCAUCUGCUGCAAGAAUGGCUGCUGGCUGUGUUAUAGAAUUAGCUUACAAAGUUGCUACUGGAGAACUUCGUAAUGGAUUUGCCCUAGUGCGACCACCUGGCCAUCAUGCAGAACACCAACAAGCCAUGGGUUUCUGCUUUUUUAACUCUAUUGCAAUUGCUGCAAGACAACUACAUCAAAAGCUUAAUUUGGAAAAAGUCCUCAUUAUUGACUGGGAUGUUCACCACGGGAAUGGCACCCAAUCAAUGUUUUAUGAUGACCCACACAUUCUGUACAUUUCCAUGCAUCGUUAUGAUGAUGGGAGCUUCUUUCCUGGCACUGGGGCUCCCACUGAGGUUGGUGAGGGCGAUGGGUAUGGCUUUAACGUAAAUAUUGCUUACUCAGGUGGCCUCACUCCUCCAAUGGGUGAUGCAGAAUACAUGGCUGCAUUUAGAACUAUUGUUAUGCCAAUUGCUAAGGACUUUAAUCCAGAUAUAGUAUUAGUAAGUGCAGGCUUUGAUGCAGCUGAUGGUCAUCCCUCUCCCCUGGGUGGAUACAAGGUGUCUGCCAGCUGCUUUGGCAAUAUGACCAAGCAGUUGAUGACUCUUGCUAGGGGCAAGGUUGUAUUAGCUCUUGAAGGAGGCUACAAUUUGGCUAGUAUCUGUGAUGCAACAGAGGCUUGUGUAAGAACACUCACCAGUGAUGAUCCCCCUCCUCUCUCUGAACAUGAAAUGACAAGACCACCUUGUCAAAAUGCUGUUGAAACAUUACAGAAUGUAAUUGCUGUUCAGAGUGGUCACUGGCCAGUGGUGCGACGGCAAAGUGGGAUGAUUGCUUUGUCCAUGGUGGAAGCUCAAGGUCGGGAGGAAGAGCAAGAGACAGUCUCAGCUAUGGCUUCACUCAGGGUUGAUCCUCAGAAUCCCCAGUCUCAGUAUGUAAAUUAUCAUUAUUAUUAUUUUUAUUUAUGGGCAGGUGUUGAACCUCAUACACAUAGGUCAUUCAGCAUUCAGAUUACAAGAGCAGUUAGAUUUGCUCAAAAGAAAGUAGAGGGUAGCUUCAGUUCCCUGGAUCAAGAGCCCUUCACUGAUGUCAAGGCACUUUUAAUCUUGGUCAGUUUAUAA